AUUGGCUUAAUAUUGCUACAUAACUUAACGUUUAUUAGACAGCGAUUUACGAACAAACAAAAAUGCCCGAGUAGUACCGGUAAAGUUAACGUAGCUAGCCUGAUGUUACCUAGCUAGCUAACAUGGAAGUGAAUUUGACAGGUGAAGGGUGAGGACGGUUGGCAACGAUUAGUCUCAUUGGCGCUACGUUGUAACGUUAAUGUAUUGACAACAAGAGGUAGCGGUUGCGAUAAUGGUAAUGACAGCUUGCGAAAUCGCAUGAUUUCAUUGGGCGACGUGACCUAAGGGCAUGCGCACUUCCUAGUUCGCUUCCCUGGCUGCUUUUGUUUUGGAAAUGAGUACAAUGUGUUGCAUAGCUAGCUAUCAGUGCCCAAUGACAAACUAAAUUGAAGACAUACAAGAAAUGGGUAAUUCUACGGUAGAAAAGGCGACUGGACACUUUGGUAAAUGGUCAUGCAUGUGGUUGGGGCUGUAGUCUGCACCGCGUAGAGCAGAACCCGGCCUGGUGCUACCGCUGCUGCCACCGCUUCCGCCCCGGUCCGGCCCGAGCUCCAUGUUCCCUAUGCUAACCCUUCUGAGCAUGUUUUACUACAUAUGUCUGCGGCGCCGGUCCAGGAGCGGGACCCGGGGCGAGGUCCUGAACAGCCGGAGGGCCAUGGAGUCCAACCAGAGGUCCCUGCCUCUGAGUGUGGAGGUGGAGCAGUAUGCUAAGGAGGUGCUGGACUUCAGCUCGCACUACGGCAGCGAGAACAGCAUGUCCUACACCAUGUGGAACCUGGCGGGCAUGCCCAACGUCUUCCCCAGCUCCGGCGACUUCACGCAGACGGCCGUCUUCCGCAUGUACGGGACGUGGUGGGAGCAGUGCGCCAGCGCGCCCCUGCCCUUCCGCCGGACCCCCCUGUCCUUCCACAGCCAGGACUACAUCGAGCUGGCCUUCGAGGAGCCCGUGUACCCCACCGCCAUCGAGGUGCUGGAGACCUACCACCCCGGAGCCAUCAUCCAGAUCCUAGCCUGCUCGCUGAAUCCCUUCUCCCAGAACCCACCCGCUGACGUCAGGUGGGAGGUCCUGUGGACGGGGCAGCCCUCCAAGGCUCUGACCCCCCAGGCACGGCAGUUCUCCCCCAGCCUCAAGCAGAUCAACUUCCCCACCAACCUGAUCCGGCUGGAGGUGAACAGCUCCCUGCUGGAGUACUACACGGAGCUGGACGCGGUCAUCCUGCGGGGGGUGAAGCAGAGGCCCGUGCUGUCCCUCUAUAAGAUGCCCCUGAUCGACAUCAUCGACCUGAGCGACAGCGAGGAGGAGCGGGAGGCAGCCGAGGACGCGAGCAGUAGCAAGAGCAGCUCAGGAAACGGCUACUUCAACAAACUGCCCUAUGAGCUGAUCCAGCUAAUCGUGAGUCACCUGACCCUGCCAGACCUGUGCCGAUUGGCUCAGAGCUGCAAGUUGCUCCAGCAGCACUGCUGCGAUCCACUGCAGUACAUCCAGCUGAGUCUGCAGCCGUACUGGGCCCGUCUGACUGAUACCUCACUGGGAUACCUCCAGAACCGCUGCACCCUGAUCCAGAGGCUCAAUCUGUCAUGGACCGGCAACCGCGGGGCUGUCACCCCUACCGGCUUCUGCAGCUUUGUGAAGGCGUGUGGCGCAGGGCUGGUGUGUUUGGAGCUGUCGUGCUGUCACUUCCUCACUGAGGGCUGCAUGGAGGUGAUCGCCCAGACCUGCCCCGCCCUGCAGGAGCUCAACCUGUCCUCCUGCGACCGGCUGCACCCCCAGGCCUUCUCCCACAUCGCCCAGCUGACCUCCCUACGCCGACUCAUACUCUACCGCACCAAGAUAGAGCAGCAAACAGCCCUGCUCAGCAUUGUGACCUUCUGUACUCAACUGCAGCAUCUAAACCUGGGGAGCUGUGUGAUGAUGGAGGACUACGACGUGGUGGCGAGCAUGCUGGCGGUGCGCUGCCGCUUGCUGCGCUCUCUGGACCUGUGGCGCUGUAAGAACCUGACGGAGCGGGGCCUGACGGAGCUGGUGAGCGGCUGCAGGCUGCUGGAGGAGCUGGACCUGGGCUGGUGCUCCACGCUGCAGAGCAGCUCCGGCUGCUUCGCCCAGCUGGCCCGCCGCCUGCCCCGGCUCCGCAAGCUCUUCCUCACCGCCAACCGCACCGUCUGCGACUCGGACAUCGAGGAGCUGGCCGCGCACUGCCCCGCCCUGCAGCACCUCGACAUCCUGGGCACGCGGAUGGUCAGCUCGGGGUCCUUGCGGAAGCUGCUGCGCUCCUGCUCCCAGCUGCUCCUGCUGGACGUGUCCUUCUGCUCACAGAUCGAUGCUCGGACCGUGCAGGAGCUCAGCGGCCUGUUUCCCGCCGUCUCCAUCAAGAAGAGCUUCACCCAGUGAGCGCAGCGCCGCGGGAAGGCCAGGAGGGGGUGCUCCGACGCCCGAGUCAGGCUCCCUACCACGACCGCGAUCGACAUCGACCAGGGUCCGGCGACAGACCCGCUUUGGCUGAGACUGGGGUUCGGGGUCGGCCAUUAACAGAUGCAGACAAGGAGCGACGGCUGGGAGACUCGACUCACCACUUCAUUUACCGCAAACACGACUACCACAGUUUGCUUCUUUACCAUACUUUACAGAUUGACUUCUAUGUGGAUCUGAAUCUCAGGGUUGUUUUUACUUUCCUUGUUUUGUUUUUUUCUUACCAAGAGCAGAUAGACUCAUCCGCUCUGCCUUUCAGAGAGAAGAACCUGUCAGAGUCUAUCUGUGACACUGAUCUUUUCCAGCUUUUUUUUUAAUGUGAUGCAGACCUUGGAAUUCAGAUCAUGGUCCGAUUAUGAUCAUUUCAGUUCAAUGUUUAAGCACUGAUGUUAAAUGUGGAGAAAAAAUAUAAUUUACUUAAUGGGUGUGAAUGAUAUGAUACACAUUGCUCUAAUGUUUAUUAUUUAUUAAUCUUGUAAUGGCUUCUUGCACACGUACCGGUAUGUAGAGAAUCGGGGGUGCGAAUCCUACUGUGACCCGCUGUUAUGACGUGUACUGUGCCUUAUAUUUCUGACAGAAUGUUGUGUAGUUUUGCUGUUUGCUUGUAGUCGUAAUUACACAGUGACGAGUUUGCCCUGCACUCUACCAAAGCAAUAGGCACACUUCUGAGAAAGCCUCAUUUACAAAGAAAUACAGGGCAGUCUAUAAGUAUUUGGGCAGUGGUAGAAUUUCAGUUUUUUGGCUGUGUGUGGAUUUGAAAUGAAACAGUCAAUCAGAGGUUAGUUCAGACGGUCACCUUUCAUUUCAGGGUAUUUUCAUCCAUAUGUGUGUAGGAAUUACAUAGCUUUUCAGAUAGAGUCCCCCCAUUUUCAGGGACCAAAAGUAAUUGGACAGUUUGCUUCUCAGAUUCGUCAGGUGUAUUCAAUCACUUCCUUGAAAGUUUGAGUAUCUAGUCUUGAUUCUUGGCUUUUGAUCGCCUUUGUAGUCUAUUAUUGGUGUUUGACCAUAAUUGUGCCAAUGACAGUCAAGGAAGCUAUUAUGAGGUUGUAAAAUAUAAGUCAGACACGAAGGCCAGACAACUUUAACCUCUUAUUCAUCGUUUCAUUUCAAAUUCAAUGUGCUAGAGGACAGAGCCAAAAGAACAGAAAGUGUAUCACUGUCCAAAUACUUACGGACUGCACUUUAUAUUGUGCUAUCACCAUAUGAUCCAGUGUCACUGACUGCCUAUGCAGGAGAUAAUAUUGUUAAAAAUUCAGCUGUUUAUAAAGAAUAUACGGUAAAAAAACACAUAAAUCCUACCUGUGGCCAGUGGGCCCUCUUCAUGAGCAGGUUGUCGUUUCAAAGGUAAACUGCAUUGCAUUGGAGUGAUGGGAGUUUAUUUCCUCAGGUAUGUAUAUUAAUACACACAUACACAUAGUCAGGCACAUGCAUACACAGACACACACACUCACACAGAGGAUCAGUAAACACGCACACACAUCUUAACUUGUCCCUUAGCCGAGGGGUAUAAAACUACAAAAAACUACAUUAAAACCUUUUGUUUUUAUUAUUGGAUCAAAGUGCUUUGAUUUUAAGUAAGCAACAUGUCUUCUUUAUAUUAUAUUUGCUAUGGCAAUGAUUGUAAUUUCUCCUCCUGUGUUUUUGUUUUGGAUGUGUGAAAAUCCUCUGUGCCAUGUGUAGGUCAGGAAGUGAUGUAAUUCAACCUCAGUUAAAAAGUCAGAAAUGAGAGUGAGCUCCAGUCACUGCAGACCGAUAGCCAUGGAGAAGCAUUUAAUGACGGGAGGGAAAGGUUGUUGGUUUUAAUAAAGUGGAGGCUGGCAGUUGUCUCAGUAUCGCAGGUUA
This is a messenger RNA of Conger conger (European conger), 4309 nucleotides long. It is a transcript of the gene fbxl4, whose product is annotated as F-box and leucine-rich repeat protein 4. The record is from RefSeq and is a predicted model, not a curated record. Gene Ontology annotation, molecular function: protein binding. The coding region runs from base 554 to 2389 and encodes 611 amino acids. Gene Ontology annotation, cellular component: SCF ubiquitin ligase complex. Lineage: Eukaryota; Metazoa; Chordata; Actinopteri; Anguilliformes; Congridae. The transcript has 8 exons. Gene Ontology annotation, biological process: SCF-dependent proteasomal ubiquitin-dependent protein catabolic process.